GCAUACGGUAAAUUGAAUAGGCUGAUUAAUUUUUGGAGUGAAUUUUAAUCAAACUGUUACAUUUUAAAUAUACAUCCAACUAAAUGUCUGCGAAUACCACAACUCCUACAUCCUCCACUAGUGCGUGCUCCAUAUCGCCGAACGGCUCUGCCAGCGGCACAGAGGAUAUACAAUAUCUACUCUAUUUAGAAACUUUACGUCGUUUUCGGGACGAUGAGCUUAACAUCAAGCGCCAAGUGGACGAAAAAACACGACAGUACUUGGAAGUUAAGGAGGAAUAUUUACAAUUAUACGCUAAAUAUGUAAAACUCAUAACAUUGGCAGCAACACGUUGCGCGCUGUUAGCUGAUAACCACUUGCCUUUUGAUAAAAUAGCUGCCGCGGAUAAGGAUAUAAUAGCCAUUACACAAAAAUUGGCUACUGGCGAUGUUGUGGAGACGAUUAGUGAAAAUGCAGUCAAAGAGUGCAAGGAUAAGUUGGAAGCUUGUAAAGCACACGAGAAACUGAAACAAUUAAGCCACGAAUUAGCCGAAAGUAAAGCAACUGUGCGUGCAGUACAAUCCUCAACCGAAACUGUGGAGGCCACUAUUGAGACGGCUACAUUGCAAAGUCUUGACUACUUUGUUGAAGAAGUUGGCAAUAGAAGUUGAAAUAAAAACACACCGAAAUUGCAUUAUUUAGCCACCGAAUAGUAAUUCGAUGGCUGCUCUUUAUUAGUAGCGUGCUGAUUAGCAUGGUAUGUUUGAUUGAUGGAAGGAUGACAUAUUGAACGUGCGCAUUUCAAUCAUAGUUUCUAUCAUUUUUAUCGGUGGAGCGGAAAA
Bactrocera tryoni is the source of this 821-nucleotide messenger RNA. RefSeq names its product augmin complex subunit dgt4 (gene dgt4). Bases 84 to 650 code for a protein of 188 amino acids. The record is from RefSeq and is a predicted model, not a curated record. Lineage: Eukaryota; Metazoa; Arthropoda; Insecta; Diptera; Tephritidae. The transcript has a single exon.